CAAACCUAUGUCAAAUUGCACAAUUCCUUCCUCGGAUCUUCGAAAAUUCCAUCACUCAUUAAUAAUAUUCAUCGCAUUCAAUCCGGUAAACAGGGAGAGGAGACACACAAGCACUCUGAUGAAAGGGAUGCCAAAGGAUAGAGAUGCGAGUGAAGGAUUCAAUCACUGAAUGGCGGCUAUUUGUCUAUGUAGCGGUAUCAAAUGAGGGCUAAUGGAGAUCUAUAUUCAAUUCAAGACAACAAAGAAGGGUAAGAGAUCUACCCCUCAUCGACUAGAAAUCGCCAAGGACUCCACUAUUGGGGAUAUCAAGAAGAAGUUACUGCAGGAUGGUAUGUUACAAGGAGAAGUCAGCCAGAAAAACGUUAGACUUCCCAUUCCACAAGGCAGAGAUGAUAUUCGGUUGUUUCAAGACUAUCAAGGAGAAGAGGAGCUCCGGCCAGACGAAUCUACCAUAUUGAGCCAUGCCUGCUAUCGAAAUCUGCCCAGUCUUCCCGAACACCAACUCAAAGCAGAAGCCUGUAUCUUUGUGGGUAUUCAAUUGCAUCUGGAGAUUCAGCUCGUUCCGAAGCCACCUACUCCAGAUAGGCAGAUAUACCCUUCAGGACACGGCGCAAACUCGCCAUUGUGGGAACAAAUGCAGAUCAAGCUUUUGCACUUUGGACGAGUCAGUGAUUUGAAGCGCCAGAUUGAGUUAGUUACUGGGGUUGUACCAGAACGACAGCAUCUUCUUUGGAAGGGAAAAGAAGUGUUCAAGAACAAUAAACUUUUGAUAGAUGUUGCAGAUGGAAUUGUUGACACAGCAAAUGGGGAGGUGCCGACAUUGCAACUGUGGGCCAGUGAAUGCAUGAUAUUGCUACGCUAUCGACACAACGUCAUUCCGCUGUUGCUUGAGUCGACAGACACUCUGAGGGAGCUCAAGGCUGAGAUUUUCCGAAGGAAACACAUCUCCCUUGGAAACUGUGUCCUAGUGUCUUGUAAAGGAACAGUUCUGUCGGGACUGCCAGGGAAAGGCGGUAACGAGAACGAUGAUAGAACUCUGGAUGAAUUGGGAAUAACCAAUGGUUCAGAUGUAUAUUUGGUAUCAAGGAAAUAUAGCACGGCACAUUGCGGGAACCAUGAGAUACCCAAGGCCGAGCAUCGGGGGAUAUCUUUGUCUCAACUACGACAUCUCGAAUUCGUGAUUUUGACUCGUUGCAGGGAAGAAGGCUGGACAAGCGUAGAUCCCAAACAAAGGGGGAAGCUCCUGCGCCCCGAGGAGGUGACUUUGUACGAUCUGAUGCACAACUAUAUCCGACGUGCUACGCGAAAGCACAAUUGCAGUUAUGUCGAACUUGUGUCGAGGUCAACAGAUGCACAGAUCCCAAGCUACUUCAUCUCGCACUGCUGGCAGGGAAGCGUCUUGAACUUUGUGGCGUGUCUCGAGAGACACGCUUUUGACCGUGGACUCCCAGAGACAACCUCUUACUGGGUUUGUGGCUAUGCUUUGAAUCAACAUAACUUGUCUGCAGAGCUUUCCGAGAACCACAAUAGCAAUCCGCGCCAAACACCUUUCUUGAGAGCGAUGGAGAUGACACAUGGAACGGUUUCGCUCCUAGACAUCCACGCUACUUGCUAUAGUCGCGUCUGGUGCUCAUUUGAAGUCGCGAUGAUGAUGGAGUUAAAGGGGAAAACGAGGUCAGAGGCAACUCAAAAGGAGCAUACUUAUGACGUCUAUGCCAUGUCAAAAAGGAGAAAUGGAAGCACGGAUAUCCCUGUGGGGAUAACAGAUGGUGUGGUCUCUGCGGAUGUGACUAAUGCGUCUGAUCUGCGUUUGAUGAUGAAUAGCUCCGAUUCGACAAUUGAAAACAAAGGCAUCUUUGACAGAAUGAAAAAAUACAAGGCGGCAAAAGCAAAACGACAAUCCAGAUUUCCAUUGGAAACAUGUCACAGGGCACUUGCCAUCAAAUUGGAAGAUGCAGAAGCAACUUUGGAGCAGGACAAGAUUCGAAUACUGAACAGUAUCGUUGGCAGAACGGACAACUUUCUUGCAAAGCCUCCUGACUCUCACAGUGCCUACGACGUCUUGAAUGCGUCCUUGAGAAGCAAGUUUGCAGAAGCCGGCUACCGUGUCGCCUUAGAGAGCGACGAUAAACAGAAACUUGGGGAUUUCCGUGUUGCCCUGUCAGCUGCACCGCUGACUCAUCUCAAUUCAGCCUUUGCUGGAUGCCUCCAAUUCCGAAGUGAAGCCAAGCAUUUCAUUGGUGCUUUACCGGUUUCGCUGGAGGUAUUAGAUCUUGACAUUGCUUCAAUUGGUUUCCAAUCGAGCGCAGAGUUUGCCUUGAAGCUGGACAGAUUACAGAAUCUUCGAAACCUGCGCCUCAACGCACGUCAUUGCAAGGCUCUGAGCAGUACGAAGCACUUCUGGGAGGCCUCGGCGAAGCUCCCUGCCCUGGUGGAACUUCGGGUUGACCUAUUCAAUUGCUUGAAUCUGACCUCUGUUGAUGGUCUCCAAUCCUUUGGUCUCGCAUCUUCUUUGUCUUACCUCUCUAUAAAUCUUGGGGGGUGCCGACAAUUGCGUUCAUUGCAGCCACUGUCUCUUGGUUUGUCAACCGCCGCAACUCUACGAACUUGCCGACUGACCUUUUUCAUUGAAGAUGCUGAUUCCAUUGCAGGUUUUGAUAAUGGCCUUAGUGGUAUGACUAUGUUGAAGAAGUUGUGCUUGACUGUCAGUAACAGCGACAACGAAUCGUUGAACGUGAUUGCAAGAGGACUGGAAAGCUUGACGAAUCUUCACACACUCACGAUUUGCUUCAUUGCAAGCUAUAGCAUAUCUUGUGUGGGUAGCAUUGGCAGGAGUCUGUCAACUUUCCCUGAUCUCCGCUACUUGGAUCUCAAUUUUGUCGGAUGUGGCCAGGUAUCAUCCAUCUCUGAAGUUGCCAAGGGGCUCAAGUCGUGCGCCAAGCUCGAAAGUUUGAAUCUCCUUUUCAAGGGUUGCAAGGGCUUGUCAUCCGUCGAAGGGAUUGGUGCAUGCGUGCGAAGAAUGACUUUGCUGCAGAAGUUGGCGCUGUGCUUCCACGGUUGCAGUCUGAGUUGCAUUCGAGAGCUGACGGAUGCCUUUAGGACGUCUACCUAUGCCUCAUUGAAGGAACUUUCUCUUUCUUGCUCGAAAAACUCAAGCCUCUCUGUAGACAAUUUUGAGUUCCUCAGUUCUGCAAACUUGCCACUGCUAGAGUCCUUUCAGCUACGUUUCGCGAGUUGCAAGAGAAUUGCUUCUGCAUCAGGGCUGUCGGAUCUGUUCAUUUCUGCCAAAGAAUCCCAAUUCAAGCAUAUCGUGUUAUCCUUUGGUGGCACAUCUGUCCCAAAAGAAGCGAGUGCCAGAGUCUGUCAUGCAAUUGCCGAACGCCAGCGCAACACUCUUUCAACUGGUUUCAUUGAGUUUCCUGGUAUUGCUCCCAUGAGAUCCCCUCGCGAUAUUGUUCGCGUGUUGUCCAGACUCGACUGCCAAACAAGCCCAGCAUCUAGAGUGGGUCGGGAGUGCAAUUUCGAAUCAACAGUAACUGAACUAAAUUAAAAUGAUCGAGGGGAAGAACCAACAUGGUA
Molecule: messenger RNA, 3579 nt
Organism: Seminavis robusta
Lineage: Eukaryota; Bacillariophyta; Bacillariophyceae; Naviculales; Naviculaceae
Source: the annotation of a GenBank genome assembly